CUGGAGGGGAGCAGAGAGGAGGGAAGGAGCAGCGGAGGCAGUGAGCUGGGAGCGGCUGAGGCCCUUCCCGCAGAAACUGGGGGCACCGGCGGCGUAGGAGGUGGAGAAGGCGGAGGACGCACGGGCUGGAGGCGGCGGCUGCGACUCGGCGGCGCUGGGAAUCGGAACCGCGGGUGAACUUGGGCGCCACGUUCCGGGCGACGGCCGGGUGAGGAUGGUGAACACUUGCAGCCGCUGACCCUGCCUUUCCUCUGUUCCUCGCGGCUGCCGAGCCUGGCGCCCAUCCCCACCCCUGGACGGGUGGGUGAACCUGCAAGCUUCUACCCACCCCAGGACUAUUUUUUCUUUUAAAAGGAAACAGGGAGUGGGCAUUCGGAAAGAGGGAGAAAACGCAGGGGAGCUCGUCCAUCCGUUGAGGCAGAGUUCACUAUGAUCUUACUCGCAUUCAGCUCUGGAAGAAGGUUGGAUUUCGUGCAUCGUUCGGGGGUGUUUUUCUUCCAAACCUUGCUUUGGAUUUUAUGUGCUACAGUCUGCGGAACGGAGCAGUAUUUCAAUGUGGAGGUUUGGUUACAGAAAUACGGCUACCUUCCACCGACUGACCCCAGAAUGUCUGUGCUGCGCUCUGCAGAGACCAUGCAGUCAGCCUUAGCUGCCAUGCAGCAGUUCUAUGGCAUUAACAUGACAGGAAAAGUGGACAGAAACACAAUUGACUGGAUGAAGAAGCCUCGAUGUGGUGUACCAGACCAAACAAGAGGCAGCUCUAAAUUCAACAUCCGACGAAAGCGCUAUGCAUUAACUGGGCAGAAGUGGCAACACAAGCAUAUCACUUACAGUAUAAAGAACGUAACUCCCAAGGUUGGAGAUCCUGAGACCCGGAGAGCAAUUCGCCGUGCCUUUGAUGUGUGGCAGAAUGUAACACCUCUAACGUUUGAAGAAGUUCCCUACAGUGAACUAGAAAAUGGCAAACGUGAUGUGGAUAUAACCAUCAUUUUUGCUUCUGGUUUCCAUGGAGACAGUUCCCCCUUUGAUGGGGAGGGAGGAUUUUUGGCCCAUGCUUAUUUCCCUGGGCCAGGAAUUGGAGGCGAUACUCAUUUUGAUUCUGAUGAGCCAUGGACACUGGGAAAUCCCAAUCAUGAUGGAAAUGAUUUAUUUCUUGUAGCAGUCCAUGAGCUGGGACAUGCUCUAGGGCUGGAGCAUUCCAACGACCCAACAGCUAUCAUGGCACCAUUUUACCAGUACAUGGAAACAGACAACUUCAAGCUUCCUAAUGAUGAUUUGCAAGGCAUCCAGAAGAUAUAUGGUCCACCUGACAAGAUCCCUCCACCUACAAGACCUCUACCGACAGUGCCCCCUCACCGAUCUGUCCCUCCGGCCGACCCAAGGAAAAAUGACAGGCCCAAACCUCCUCGACCUCCCACUGGCAGACCUUCCUAUCCAGGAGCCAAACCCAACAUCUGUGAUGGGAACUUCAACACUCUAGCUAUUCUUCGAAGGGAGAUGUUUGUUUUCAAGGACCAGUGGUUUUGGCGAGUGAGAAACAACAGGGUGAUGGAUGGAUACCCCAUGCAAAUUACUUACUUCUGGCGGGGCCUUCCUCCCAGUAUUGAUGCAGUUUAUGAAAACAGUGAUGGAAAUUUUGUCUUCUUUAAAGGUAACAAAUACUGGGUGUUCAAAGACACAACUCUUCAACCUGGAUACCCUCAUGACUUGAUUACCCUUGGAAAUGGAAUCCCCCCUCAUGGUAUUGAUUCUGCCAUAUGGUGGGAAGAUGUUGGCAAAACCUAUUUCUUCAAAGGCGACCGGUAUUGGAGAUAUAGUGAAGAAAUGAAAACCAUGGACCCUGGCUAUCCCAAGCCCAUCACCAUCUGGAAAGGAAUCCCUGAAUCACCUCAGGGAGCUUUCGUCCACAAGGAAAAUGGCUUUACCUAUUUCUACAAAGGAAAGGAGUAUUGGAAAUUCAACAACCAGAUACUCAAAGUAGAACCUGGGUAUCCAAGAUCCAUCCUCAAGGACUUUAUGGGCUGUGAUGGACCAACAGACCGAGAUAAAGAAGGUCUCAGCCCACCAGAUGAUGUAGACAUUGUCAUCAAACUGGACAACACAGCCAGCACUGUGAAAGCCAUAGCUAUUGUCAUUCCCUGCAUCUUGGCCUUAUGCCUCCUUGUAUUGGUUUACACUGUGUUCCAGUUCAAGCGGAAAGGAACACCCCGCCACAUACUGUACUGUAAACGCUCUAUGCAAGAGUGGGUGUGAUGUAGGGAUUUCUUUUUUCUUUCUUUUCCGGGAGUUUGUGGUAACUUGAGAUUCAAGACAAGAGCUGUUAUGCUGUUUCCUAGCUAGGAGCAGGCUUGUGGCAGCUGAUCGAGGCUGACCUUCCAAACCUAGAUGGUUGCUGGUCCUGCACAUGAGUGGAAAUAUAUUCAUGGAGAAGCUUCCAUGAUGCACAGUAUCUGCCGUUCUUCAGUCCUCUGUCUUUCUUUGUCAUUCAGUUCUAGGCCUUUCCUCUGCACGCUCAAUGCCCAGUAAAAUUUCAGGAUUAACUGAAGAAGAGGAAAUAUAGAAGAAAAGUUUCUUCUUAUUUUUUUUUUUAAAAUACUUUUCCUUCUGAAAUCUGAGCCCAUUUCUGGGAAAGAGAAAGAAAGAAAGAGAGAGAGAGAGAGAGAGAGAGAGAGAGAGAGAGAGAGAGAGAGAGAGAGAAAGCAAAUCAGAAAACCCAUAGGUUUUUGCUUUAAAGCAAAAGAAGAGUUUAAAAACAACAAAAUCCACAACUGAACUUUCAGAAAAGUGUGAAGAUCCAAAACAGCUUUGUCUCCAAAGAAGAUAGCUCUGUGACCACUAUGGAUAGUUUCCUGCGCAUUGUCUUGUCAGGUGGGAGAUCUGGAACAUACAUGCAGGACGCUAGACUGUUGGGACAGCCAUUUUCCAACAAACAAGGGGCCAAAAUAUCUGCAAUAUAGUAACAGCCUUAAUAAUACAUGCAUUUUCAUUUUCUACAGCUGUUCUCAACUAUGUCCACAAUGUAUCAUCACCUCCAUACUCAUAGCUGUAUUCAAACAGGACCUUUUGGUUGUUUUGAAAUGUUUCUGAACCCCCUCUUGCCUCCUGACACAGCAUCAUUGUGACAUUCUUCCCAGUUGUGUUAGGCCUUUGUCCCAGGCCGUCCAUUGGUCUGUCAGCAAUACUCAGCGCAAAGCAGAGCGAGAAGCAUUGUGUCUCUGAAGUAAAGAAAGUGAUGGUCAUAUUAUAAAGAUAUGUUCCUCUUUAAUACAUCGGUGUAACCCUUUGAGAACUAUCAGACCAGCUUACAGAGUCAGGAUGAUCAGUCUUGCAAUCUGGUCAUUUGUAGAAGUGGCCAAAAGGGAAAGCCAUCACAUGUUCGAGAAGUUCAGACUUGUAAAGCAUACCUUACAAUCCCAUGUAAUUCUUUAAUGACUGACAGUACUGCAUAAAUGCUUUUAUAACAAACAACAGUGGUGUGACUUGCCAAAACUUUUCUGGCAAAUAAAAAAGAUAUUUUGUUAACAAUAUCUCAUGAGAGUGAAAUUUUAUUCGAAUAAUCGGUUAGAACAGUCUAAGCUUUUUCUUCUUCAGACACAUUGAUCUUUUUUUUUUAAUUUAAAAUCCAUUGCAUGAAAACUCAGUUUGCCAUAAAAUAUGCUGUUCGCAUUGCUUGGUUAAAACUGAAUUAAAACGAUGACUCUGAGUUGCAUGAAUAUCAUCGAAUGCAUUUCCUAUUGCAUGUCAGCCAUAGUUCUCAAAGGGUUGGUGUGGCUUCUGGCGCUUAGCCAUCUAUUUGAUCACUGACAGAGCCAAGAGACACCAAAGCAUCCCAUUGUUGAGUGUAAUCUGUCCUAACAGCAGGAUUGUCAUCUUCAUGUGACCUGCAGAGCAGGAUCCUAUCAAUAUUUUUUCCUAGAGAAAAGUCAGAAACUGACAGACCUCUUUAUUGAUGUUAGAAGCUGCUUCUUGAAGUGAAUGGCUUGACAGCCACUGGGCUGUGAACUUAUUAGAGAUGGUCAGAAGGAAAGCACCCCAUGAGUCAGACAAUUGGCUUUGUGUGAAAGCCAGCUUUUGAGGGGAUUAGCUUUUGAAACAAUGAACAGCUUGCCUUGAACAUGCUAUUGAUCUGUUGACUGUCAUUAACAACAACUUAAACAUUGUCUUCUGUGAAAUUUUUUCCUGGAAGAGCCCUGUUCUGUGUAUUUGCCCUUUGACCUUUAACUUGCAAACUGGCACAAACUGAAGGAAAUCUGGUGUCACUUCUCCACUGGAUUAUUGUUAUUCUCCAAAACCUAGUAAACAAGAGCUGUUUCCUUAGAGUGGAGAGAGAGUUUCGGUAGUGGAUCUGCAGAUGGCGCUUUGCUCUCUACAUGCACACUCUGAAUAUGCCCUAGGUAGAGGUAUUUUUUUUUAAUUUUUUCUUUACUUUCAAGCUUAUUUUCAUCAUUUUAGUAAAAAUUAUAAAAAAAUAGGAAAAAAAAAACCUCCAAUACUUGAAUGGCCAGUAUGGCUUUUAUAUAAAGCAGGAAUUUUAUACUAGUGAAAAUUUCUUACUCAUUUGCUAAUAAUACACAUUUCCAGAUGAUUUUUAAUGAGUGUAGGUAUACAUUCUUAUUUGGAAAUGGAUAGUUUGGCUGCCUUGAAUUUAUAUUUAUACUCAACAUAGCAUGAAAGUUAGAAUGCCUUUGGUUAAACUACAUGUUUAUGAUUUGGUUGGGGAAAACAUUUUUAAUUAUGGGUGGCAUGCUGAAAAGCCUGGCAGAAUGGUGUUUCCUACAAUCUGAGCAUAUUUUGUAAAACUAAGAAAAAGAAACAGGAAAGAGAAAUGGCUUCGUAAUACCACGUUAUGCAAUGCAUAUUGUACAUCAACAGAACAUCCAAGAUUUUGAAUGUGAGGGUCAAUAACACAGGGAGGGCAAGGAUCAGCCCUAUAGCUGUGCUUCAGUACUUCCUUUCUAGAUGAUGCGAAUAUUAGAGUUAGUUACGACAGAGCAUGGAGGACUGUAUACAUAAGCCUGUUUAUACAGUGUUUGCUUGUUAGAGGGUUUAAUCCUUUCAGGACCUUGAUGUCAAGAAAAAAAAUAAAAAAAAUGACUGGAAACGUUUUCUUUUUCUAAUAAUAGAAGUAAGUAACUGUAACCUUUUUGGGACAUGUGCAAGUCAUCAAGGAACUCCAUCGACAUGCAUUGAACUUUUUUCUCUCUAAAAUCAAUAAGCAAUUUAUUGCCUCUUUACUCAUCCAUCACAAUACCCUGAUUCAUCGCAAAACUGUAAGUACCUAAGGGCUAGAAAAUCACCAUAGCAAUGGAAAGGGAGGAGUCUUUAUUGUGCUUCGAUUCUGGUAAAUAUCAUGGAUAUGAUUUGGGUUUUGUUGCCUUCACUGUGAGAAGUCUGUGUACUAAAUAUGGCUUCUGUGUCUACUAUCUUGACUGUGGCCCCUAUAAGGUCAUAAGUGAUAUGACCUAAGUACAGUGUGAUCAAAAGCAUUGGGCUUCCUUUGUUCACUGUAUGUCAGGCACUUCAUUCACAUGAUGGCUGAUUCUUCAUAAGCUUGGGAUUUGUAUUAAAAGAUGAGGCAACGCUAUAGAAAUCAUGACAAUGAUGAGUUAACCUAGCACUUGAAAAAAAAUAGCAAUUAAAUUUUUGAAAAAGAAGUUAUCUGGAUCAAGAUCAUAAUGUCAGCUCAGUAUCAGUGAAAACGGUCAACCAAUCAAAUGUUUUCUGUAACCUCUAAAUGAGAAACAUACAAAGCUCUGUCCUACUGUUUCCAAAACUGAAAUGAAAACAUAUUUGUGUUCAUAAAACAAUUCAGAUGUUUCAUUAGGUUUAUUACUUUAACGAAUAUGAAGACAACUGUAAACAAGGUAAUGAUUUUUACAUAAAGUGAUUUUCAUGUUUACAACUUCAGGUAAAUACUCUUUGUCUGUAUAUUUUUAAUCAGGCUAAGUACUAAGAGAGAUGAUCAGUUCGAAUUCUAUAGAGCAGUUGUUCCAUAUCAGAUCUGUAGAGAUAGUUGUGAUUUUAGGUAAUUGUUAACUCAUCUGAGAACAAAGUUUUCUGCAGAGAUGGCUCUCACAGCAGGUGAAGACAGAUGUCCUUUGCCAUGGCAGGUUUACAGGGCUCAAUCAGAAAACAAUAGAUGCUCCUGACAAAUACAGCUUCUGUUACUAACCAGUUACCAGAGCUUUUCUAAAUCACAUAUAAUAAGUUACUUAGUAAUGAAUGCCAAGAGGCAAUUGCUAAGUAAUAAAAAAGUAGAGAGAAGUUUCCUGAAAUAGGAAAACCUUAUCGUUAGUACUCAAGCUGCCUAAAGUCUCUUUCAUCCACACAUAAUUUGGCUCUUCAAAGACAGUACAUUUAAUUUUAUUUCAUUUCUGUGAGUUAAUCAAUUAGAAUGCAGUGUAAUUGCUAAGAACAUUGCCCAGGUCUCCUGCUCAGUGUAAUAUCGGAAUGAGGGUGUAUAUACUGGAUUCUAGGAAGUGUAAUGUAAUAUUCUCAAGUUCUCCAUGUUGUGUUUCUAUUCUAAUACAGCACAAAUUCAGACUCCUGUCAUGUGGAUCUUACAAUUGAGUAACUCAAUGUGCUAUCUGAAGAGGAAUAGAAUAGAUGUUAUUACUUGAAUAGAUAAACAAAAGUCAUGAAAAUAAUCAUUUUCCUUUUUUAGGUACUUGGUAUUUAUUUCCCAAAACAAAUAAAGGCAGUGAUUUGCUGAUAGUUUUGAAUCUGUGAGAUUAUAGUAUAUAAUUAAAUAAGCCUGGGGAUGGUGAAAAAAUGUUUACAGUAAUCACAGCCAAGUGUUUAAUUUUUGAUAUCAUAAGAACAUAUUCCAAGCUAUCAAAGACACAACAUACCAUUUAAAACACAAGUGUGACAUUCUGAUGAACUAUCACAAAGAACUAUAUAUAUUGUCUCCACUACUCUAUGAUACCAAUGAAAACAUCAAGUAACUUACUGGUAUAAUCUGACUAUUCCUUUAAAUGGCAGUUACCUCUACAAUACUGAUUUAUAAGAAGCACAUCAAACAAGUGCCAGGGGCUGGAAGUCUAAAUGACAGUUUUUCUGUUGCCUGAGAAGUUUAAAUGAGUCACUACUAAUGGUUGAACAUAGUAUAAUAAAGACACUAACAUUCAAGGAGAAUAACACACUAUUGAUAUGAAAGCUACAUUUUAUAAGUAGAGCGGGCAGUGGAGAAGGCUAAAAUAAAUCUUCUGUAAAAUAUAAAGUCAAACUCUAGCACUCUGUAAUAUUACAACUGAAAGUUUUCUUCAGCGAGAAUGAAUAUAAUAGAGAAAUUGUAACUUCAAGCUCCUCAUGCCAGGAAUGAGUACAUAAUUUAUCAAUGUAUAUACUUAGUCAGUGCCCAUUAGAUGUCACCUGUGUAAACACAUAUGAUGAUCAUUCAUUGACUCAUAGACCCAAAAUAUUAAAAGUUAAAAGUUUUCAUUCAGUAACCUCAGUCUGAAAGGUGUUAGAACCCUGUGAGAAAAAGCCAUUUCCCUAGGAUAGAAAUUUACCUCAAUAAUCAUAUAAGACAAAACACUUGGCAUAGUAGCUGAAGUUGCCUUAGUGUUCUAGUCUGAUCUAAUAGUAGAAUCUGUCCAUAAUGUACCACUCACAUUGUUUCUCGUGUCUUACUUUUGCUGUAAGUUUGACUUAAUUUUGAAAUAUUUCUGGUCAUAUCAAGAACAUCUAAUUAUCGAUAUCUUCUUCAACAUGUCUACUCUGAAAUAUGAUCCAACAGUAUAGAAAGCCUAGAAUGAAUAUGAACUUGACAUAGUCACCGAAAUUCAGAAAAAGAAAUCUCUGGUGGUAUUUCAUAAUUCCCUUCAAUUAUUUGGUAGGAUCCAGAAGUAGCAGCUUUCAUUGUUUAAGUACAGCCAUUGACUGGUAACAGAACAUGGCAUGCAUCAUUUCUUUAAAAUAAACUAGUAUUUGUACUAAGUCAUGAUAGAAGUGUAUGAGAAGUUUACUGAUGUAACAAAAGCAUCACAGACAUUUGUAAUGAAUGCUUUGUAAGGGAAAUGGGGCAAAAUCGAUAACUUGUGAUCAGUACAUCAUAAGCAUAAAUAUGAAGGACAUUUGUAUAUGGACAGAUCUGAGGUUCUAUGUCUUUCAACUAAAAAAGAAGUAUGUCUUUUAUGAUAUAAGAAUUUUUCUUAUACAAACAUGGAAGGAAUUUUCUUCAAAUAUGAGGUCUAUGUGUCCUUUUAUGGAAAGGCACACUGGGCCCUUCAGGAAAACACAUCACAAGCUAGAGUGUUGGGCUGAUUCACGUGACGUGCCCACGUGCUCUGUUACAGAGCUAGAUUUGUAUGCCUUUAAAAAAGGGAAGAAAAUAUGAAGUAUAAAUAUAACUCUUUCUCAUUAGGCCACUUGGCUUCAAAGUAAGAUAUCACAAGCAUUUUCCCCCCACUGAGGAAAUGGAAAGAUUGAAUGGUGAGAAAAAAUAAAAGAAAAAAAAACACAAAAACGUUUUGGCCAACAAAGACAUUUCUAGUUUCUUUCACCUGUUUUGCUUAUUAGAAGAAGAUUGCAUAUGGACUUCUUUGUAGCAGUUGAUAGGUAGCUAGAUUGGGUCCCAGGAAUAAUAUCAUAGUACUUUUAACAUGGGCAUUUUUGGAUUUGCCUCAAAUAGUAUGAAGUUUGGUGAGGUGUGACAAGGAAGGAUGCUUUUCCCUAGGAUUGGCUCUGGUGCUGCUUGUAUUUGGCAUCUUUUAUAUGAAUGUCCGUUGCUUUGUUGGCCUGUCUUGCCAGUAUACUGAUGAAUAAAGCCUUGUGUGCACUAUCUAUUUGAAGUCACUAGAAUGCAUGUUUUGUUUCCUGUCAUGUGAUAUCAAUUGUAGCUCAUUCCCUUUCUAUAUACCCACAGCCUACUGGUUAGUAUAAGACAUACUUUAAAUGAAUGGUUUUGUUAUUAAUACGAGGAAUACUUAAUGUUAAUGUUUUCCUUUCUUUUACUACACUGAGAUAUAAGAGGCUACUGUCUCUUCAUUUCUUGCUCCUUAUGUAUUCCACUGCUUAUGUAAAAUUAUGAUUUUAGUUAUGAUAGUCAUUUCCCUUUUUAUAUAUGGUAUGGAAUCCAUUAUUCCUUUCUAUACUCAUAAAUACUAAUUUUUACAGUCAAAUAAACAUGGGUACUAAUUGAGAGUAAGGGAUUAUCAGAAUUUUCUGCCUCCUUUUUUAGAUAAUUUUUGAUUACUUUCAAUCACCAAUUUCCACCCAUAAUUCUGCUAAUGUUUAAUAAGUCAUAUUUUCUUUCUCUUUUGAAAAACAGAAUUUGGUAGCACUGUACAGUCUAGUUGGAAACCUGGAGAAAUGUCUUUGUUUCUCAAUAUUUUCCAUCAUAAAUUACAUGGAAAUUAUAGUUUUUAUCACAUCCCAAACUCUGACAUUGACUUAUAUUUUUAUAGAGCUCUUCCCCUUAGAAAAAUAGAAUACUAAGUAUAAUUGCUGUUGUUUGUUGAUAAGACAGCUACGAAAAUUUAUUUUGGGAAAAUCUAUCUAAUAUAAAUAUACAGUAUGAUAAAUAUUACAAUAUAGGGUUUAAGUACAUCAGGAGAACAUGAAUGUCUAAAGCCUUGACUCUUUGGAAUAUUUCCCUUCUGGGGUAUAUUACAUGUGUAAGAAAGAGAUAGAGUAGAAGAUUGGGGUUUAUUACAGCAGUGGCUUCUCCUGCACUGGCUAUGUCGCCAUCAGCAUUUCUCUUGUGGACCUCUAUUUUCAGGGGCUUUAGAGACUUGGUCAUAAAAAUUGUUUCAAGUGUAAAAGUCUUGAACGACUCUUUUUUCCUUACAUGUUAUCUAAUUUUAAACAAAUAUAUUUUGGUUUUAUAUUAUGGAAAGUAAAUGGAUGGAAUUUGCUAGUUUAAUUUUGUGCUAAUAUAAACUUUUAAUAACCUUGAUUUAUAAUAAAAAUAUAAAAUAUAAUUAGUUCAUAGUCUAAUUUUUUAAAUGAGUCAAAUAUUGUUGACAUUGAGAAAUUUGCUAGUUUGAUCAGUGUGGUACUUAUCUUCAAGAUGUUUUAAGACUUGGAUGCAUGUUGUUAUCUUUACUCCAACAAGAGAAUCAGUGGAUCACUAUGACUGACAAAAAAUAUAGAUACAUGAUAUCUAUAUAAGCUAUCUGCUAACAUAUAUUUGGGACUAUAUAGUAUAUGUGAUUAUAUAUAUAUAUAUAUAUAUAUAUAUAUAUAUAUAUAUAUAUAUAAUCAUUAAGGGAAUGAAGCUCCUGUCAAUUAUCAAAUAAAUACCAUAUAUUUUUUUAAGAAUUGCACAAACAUUUAACUUUCACCGUUCAAAUGAGAUACAAGCAAUUGCAGAGGAAAGUUGUCCCCUGGGUAAACAAAACCCUUUUACAUCUUCCUAUGAAAACCAUCUUUUGUUUAUAUAGUGUGGAUAUUUGGAAUGAAAACACUAAAAGUAAACUGAGAUUUAUAAAAUUACAAUAGACUGAAGCAGAGAGAAAGGCCAGGAAAUUAAGAUAUAGGACAUUUUACCCAUGGUUUCAAUUAGAGAGUAUGAAUAUGUAACCUUGAGUUUUUGAGUUGUUUACUUUGUACUCUACAUUUUCUCAUGAAGACUUUCAUUACGUGUAGUUUUCCAUGUGCAAGGCAUGAAAUGAUCCAUUUAUUUUUCUUAGUGGAUUUUAUGGGUUGAAUGUUAUGGGUUUGCCCACACAAGAUUACUUUUACUCCAUAUUAAAUUUGGCAUAUAUAUUUUUCCUGAUUGCUUCUACUGACAAACACAAAGCUUGUUUGUGUGCAAAUAAAAGGCUAAAUAAAUGGUGCUAAAGUGUAUUAUGACUGUCAGAUAUAAUCAGGCAAAAUUUUGUGGUGCUUCAAUUAAUUUCUCAUUGAUUUUAUUGACCAGUGUGUUGAACAGUGUUUAUUCACAAACUGUGUUUUAUUAGUAAAAUUAAAGCUUCAUAGCACAUUGUUAACAAAGAGGUUGCCUAGAUUAUGUAAUAGCUCACCAGGCUAUUUUCUCCUUGACUCCUUAUAAUGAUUCCUCAUUAAAGGUCAAGGGUCAUGCUAUUAAUCUCAUUCUAUAGAUCAGUAACAUGACUGAACAUUUCUCACAUGGUACUUAUGUUUACAAUGCUAUAACCCUUUGACUGCUGCGGCAACCUUAACCAUACAAAUGUCACAAUCUAGAAUCAUCAGCAUGGUGUGUGCCAUGGCAAUCAAAGAGUUAAGGGCUGUGCAGUUAUUUGUGUUGUAUUUAUUAAUUUAUAUUUAUUUCAUUUCCAUUCAAGAAUGGGUUAGGGUGGGGCACUGUUUGUCUGCUGUAAGUGUCUUAACCUAGGGAAAGGUUAAAUGGCUUUUUAUACUGUUGCAUCUUCUGUAUUUACCAUCAGUUCAUUGUGUUGUAAUUAAAAAAUGUCAAUAAAUAAGAAAACCAAAAACUGGUUCAUAGA
This is a messenger RNA of Rattus norvegicus (Norway rat), 11414 nucleotides long. RefSeq names its product matrix metallopeptidase 16 (gene Mmp16). Gene Ontology annotation, molecular function: metallopeptidase activity; metalloendopeptidase activity; zinc ion binding. Lineage: Eukaryota; Metazoa; Chordata; Mammalia; Rodentia; Muridae. Gene Ontology annotation, biological process: proteolysis. The record is from RefSeq and is marked validated. Gene Ontology annotation, cellular component: extracellular matrix; plasma membrane.